AUGCAAUCAUUCUUUAGAAAAGCAUACACUAGUUUAUCUGCUGCUCCAGCAGCCUCCAAGACAAAUCUAUUGAAAAAUAUGACAAUGGGCAGAGCUUUAAACCAAAGCAAAAUGAUGAUACAAUCUUAGAAUCUCAUGAACUCAGCUAUUACCAGAAGAGCAUUCUCCAUCAUUGACACUAAGAUCAUGAGAAAUAUAGGUAUUUCAGCGCAUAUUGACUCGGGAAAGACCACAAUCACCGAGAGAAUUCUCUUCUAUACAGGAAAGAUUGAUGAGAUUCACGAGGUUAAGGGAAGUGACAAUGUAGGUGCUACUAUGGACAGCAUGGAGCUAGAAAGAGAAAAGGGUAUUACCAUUAAGAGUGCUGCCACUCAUUGCGAGUGGAAGGAUCAUCACAUCAACAUCAUUGAUACUCCAGGUCACGUCGACUUCACCAUCGAAGUCGAAAGAGCUCUAAGAGUGCUUGAUGGUGCUAUCUUGCUAAUCUGUGGUGCUUCAGGUGUCUAACCUCAGACAUUAACUGUAGAUAAGCAGAUGAAGAGAUAUAGCGUGCCAAGAGUUAUUUUCAUUAAUAAGCUAGAUAGAAUGGGAGCUGACCCUUGGAAUUGUAUUGAAAACGUCAGAGAAAGACUUGGUCUUAACUGCGCUGCUGUCCAGGUCAACAUUGGUGUUGAAAAUGGACUCUAAGGUAUUUGUGAUCUUGUUAAAAUGAAGGCUCUCUAUUUUGAGGGUGAAAAAGGAAGAGAUGUAGUAGAAAGAGAAAUCCCUGAUGACUUAAAGGAAUUUUGUGAUAAAAAGAAACAAGAGCUUAUCACAAUUUUAGCUGAAAACGAUCCCACUAUUGAGGAAUACUAUUUGAAUGAAGAUUUCAAUAUUCCAAUUGAUGUCCUUAAGAAGAGCAUUAGAGAGUAGACUAUUGCAUAGAAAUUCUGCCCAGUUAUGAUGGGAUCCGCUUAUAAAAAUAAAGGUGUUUAGCCACUCUUAGAUGGUGUUUUAGACUAUUUACCUAAUCCAGAGGAGUCAAAUAACUACGCUUAUGAUAUCUAGGAUAAAACAAAGAAAGUAAAGAUGGAUAUUGACAAUAAGAAACCCUUUGUCGGAUUAGCAUUCAAAUUAGAAGAGAGUUAAUUCGGGCAAAUUACCUACGUAAGAAUCUAUCAAGGCAAGGUCAAGAAAGGAUCUACCUUAAACAACACUGCCACCAAGAAGAAGGUUAAGAUCUCUAGAAUGGUUAGAAUGCAUUCAAAUAACAUGGAGGAUAUUAGUGAGGCAGGAGCAGGCGAUAUUUUCGCUAUUUUCGGAGUAGACUGCGCUAGUGGUGAGACUUUCUGUGAUUAGAGUGUUAACUUUACUAUGGAAGAUAUGCAUGUUCCAGAACCAGUCAUGUCCCUUACUAUCAGACCCAAGAAGUAAGAUCAACUCGAGAUCUUCUUGAAAGCACUUAACAGAUUCUAAAGAGAAGAUCCAACAUUCGUAGUCAAGUAAAACUAGGAAAGUGAAGAAAUUAUCAUUUCAGGUAUGGGAGAGCUUCAUCUUUUCAUUUAUUGCGAAAGAAUGAAGAGAGAGUAUGAUAUUGAUCUCGCAGUUGGCAACCCAACUGUAAACUAUAGAGAAACUAUUUCUUAAAAAGCUCAGUUCAAUUUUCUUCACAAAAAGCAAUCAGGUGGUGCAGGUCAAUUUGCUAGAGUUAUUGGCUAUAUUGAACCACUUAAUAGCGAUAUGGACAGUUAAGAUGCUGAUUUAUCUUGCUAAUUCGUUGAUGGCACCGAGGGUCAAAACAUUCCCAAUGAAUAUAUUCCAGCUGUCGAAAAAGCGUUCCAUGAAUCAACUAAGAAAGGUCCAUAAACAGGAUAUCCAGUAGUAGGAGUUAAGUAUGUUUUGACGGAUGGUCAAACUCACGUAGUCGACUCAAGUUCAUUAGCCUUCGCUAUUGCCACUAGGUAUUCAUUCAAGGAAGCUUAUGAGAAGGCAGGACCAUAGAUUUUAGAGCCAGUUAUGAAUGUUGAAGUCACAGUGCCAGCUGAGUUUCAAGCUUCUAUUAUGGGUCAAUUAGUUAGAAGAAGAGGAUCCAUUACCAACACUCAAACUAAAACAGGCUACUUUAUUCUCAACGCAGAUGUACCUCUUGCUGCUAUGUUUGGUUAUGCUACAGAGCUCAGAGGUUGCACUCAAGGUCAAGGAGAAUUCUCCAUGGAAUAUAAAAUGCAUUCUCCAGUUGGUGAAUUCGAAAUCAAGGACAUUAUAGACGCUUACCAAAGGAAGAGAGCUGAGAAAGGCGAAGACAUUUGA
This is a messenger RNA of Stylonychia lemnae, 2289 nucleotides long. NCBI's taxonomy places the organism in Eukaryota, Ciliophora, Spirotrichea, Sporadotrichida, Oxytrichidae. The record is from the annotation of a GenBank genome assembly.